AUGCCAACACUUGUCUUUGUUAUUACACUUUUCUUCGUGCGAGAAGCAUCCUGCUGGGGUCCGGACGGCCACGCUGUAGUUGCCGAGCUCGCCGAUACGCGUAUGUCGAGUAAAGCAAGGAAAUGGGUUUAUGAUAUUAUGGGAGAAGGAUAUCGAUUGGCAACUUCGGCGAGUUGGGCUGACAGCAUUUUGUAUGGAAAUAACAGUGGUGAAUGGUCCUGGUCUAAACCGCUGCAUUAUGCCAAUGUUGAUGAUUGUGAAUUUGUAUAUGCGAGAGAUUGCCCGAACAACGUAUGUGUUGCGGGCGCUAUUAAAAAUUAUACGGCACAGUUGACUAAUACUAGUUUAACGAAGGAACAACGGCAAGAUGCUGUGAAAUUUCUUGUGCAUUUUAUGGGGGAUGUCCACGAGCCGCUCAACGCUGGAAGGUACACUGAUUUGGGAGGCAAUACGAUCAGUGUUGCGAUCAAUUUCGCGGAUUAUGAGAAAACAAAUCUUCAUAAAGUUUGGGGUGAAAAAUUGAUCGAUGAAUAUGAAGGAGAACUUUACCCAGGUCCAUAUAUUCAGCAAGAUGCUGAUUAUAAUAAGGACCGCACGCAGUAUUGGAGUGUCUCAGCUGAUGAAAUCGGACGAGGGUUGGCCUCCGGUGGGAAGUACGCUGGGAAGGUUCCUUCCUGGAAGAGUAAAUGUGAGAGUCUUGGUAUUGAUGUAUGCGUGAAUGAGAUGGUGCAAGAAUCGGCUACACUAGCUUGUAAUCAAGCGUAUGUGAAUGUUGACGGCUCGCAGAUUGGCAAUGAUGAUGGUCUUUUGAUGGGAUAUUACACCAGUAGAAUUGAAACUGUCAAGGAACAGCUCGCAAAAGGUGCAGUCCGCUUGGCCUGGGUACUUGACAAUACGUUUGACAAUUUUACCACUACUACUCCGCAACCGCCUACUAGUACUACUACUACGAUCAGCAGCACCUCGCAGAGUUCCUCCUCGCCGACUACGGCAGCUCCUUCUAGUACUACUACGGAAUUGCCUAAUGGUGCGUUCGGUUUUAGUAGUAAUAGGAUUUGCCAAUAUGUAUUGGUUGGUAUAUUGGUCGUCGUGGUCACCUUGUAA
This is a messenger RNA of Perkinsus marinus ATCC 50983, 1104 nucleotides long. RefSeq names its product Nuclease PA3, putative. Gene Ontology annotation, molecular function: nucleic acid binding; endonuclease activity. Gene Ontology annotation, biological process: DNA catabolic process. The coding region runs from base 1 to 1104 and encodes 367 amino acids. NCBI's taxonomy places the organism in Eukaryota, Perkinsozoa, Perkinsida, Perkinsidae. The transcript has a single exon. The record is from RefSeq and is a predicted model, not a curated record.